AUGUUCCUUUCUGGAGCUGGCGCUGAGCCAGAGCACGAUCAAAAGACGUACAACCACGAUGUGCACGAAGAUUUCAACCCCGUCACGUCGGACACUGUGCUCAAGGACCAGGAAGGACAUGCCAUCAACUCGACCGGACAAGAUGGUGUCAAGAAAGCUCAAGCAACUACCAUUGUCUGGAGCCGUAACGCUCUGCUCGUGGUCUACGCCUUGAUCUUCCUGAUCUUCUUCAUCAACUCCUUCCAGCAGCAGACCAGCAACAACCUGGUCGUGUACGUCACCUCAAGCUUCACGCAGGUGUACCUCAUCCCCACGGUCGGCAUCGUGUCCACGAUUGUCGCGGGUGUCAUCAAGUUGCCCGUCGCGAAGUUGAUGGAUAUCUUCGGACGACCGCAAGGUUAUGUCUUCAUGCUGACAUGUGCCGUUCUUGGAUUGGUCCUGAUGGCGGCGUGUAAUAACAUCACGACCUAUGCCGCUGCUCAAGUCUUUUACUGGGUUGGCUUCAACGGGAUUGGAUACGUCCUUGAUGUGUUCAUUGCGGAUACAUCGUCUCUGCAGUGGCGAGCCCUGCUGUUUGCAUUCACAACCUCUCCAUACAUCGCGACGACGUUUGCCGGCCCUGCUGCUGCGCAGAGCUUCCUCAGGACGAGUGGAUGGAGAUGGGGAUACGGCGUCUAUGCCAUCCUCGUGCCAGUCAUCUCCGCUCCAUUCCUAGCAGUCUUCUGGUAUAAUCAACGCCUUGCACGAAAGCAGGGCAUCUUGGUACCCGCGAGAGAGGCUUCUGGACGAACGUGGACGCAGAGCCUGGUCCACUACUUCAUCGAGUUCGAUUUCAUCGGCAUCCUCCUCAUCUGCGCGGGAUUCUCGCUCUUCCUCCUGCCGUUCUCGCUCGCGACGUCAUCUGCUCAGCAAUGGCGUUCUGGACACAUCAUCGCUAUGCUUGCCGUUGGCGUCGUCUUGCUCAUCGCCUUCGGGGUCUGGGAGAAAUUCUUCGCCAAGAAGCCGUUCUUGCCAUUCCACUACCUGACCGACCGGACUGUGCUCGGUUCAUGUCUCCUGCCGAUGACGACCUGGAUCAGCUUCUACUGCUGGGAUGGAUAUUUCAAUCCAUACCUCCAAACCGUGCACAACCUUAGCGUCACCAACGCCGGGUAUGUGGCCAACAUUUACAACCUUGGCUCCUGCUUCUGGGCUCUGAUUGUAGGUGUUCUGAUCCGCUACUCUGGACGGUUCAAGUGGAUUGCCCUUGCUGCAGUCCCGUUUGAGAUCCUCGGGACCGGGCUCAUGAUCCAUUUUCGAGAGGCGUCCUACGGGAUCGGCUACGUCGUCAUGACACAGAUCUUUAUUGCAUUUGCAGGUGGUACCCUCGUAAUAUGUCAAGAGAUUGCGAUAAUGGCCGCCGUGGGACCAGCAAACAUUGCUGUCGCUCUGGCUCUUCAAGGAUUGUUUGCCUCCGUUGGGGGUGCCAUCGGAAGUUCCAUCUCAGGCGCCAUCUGGACCAACACCUUCUACAAGUAUCUAGUGGCCAACCUGCCACAAGAGACUGUAGCGAACGCGACCGUCAUCUACUCUUCGAUCACGAGCCAGCUGCUCUAUCCACCAGGCGACCCAACACGCAUCGUGAUCGACGAGGGUUACGUUUAUGCGCAACAGUACAUGUGCAUUGCUGGGACUGCGAUUCUUUCGUUGUGCUUUAUCUGGGUGUUGAUGUGGAAGGACUAUCAAGUGAAGGACUUCAAGGCGCCGCCGGGUGCGAAGGUCUUUUAA
Messenger RNA from Zasmidium cellare ATCC 36951, 1767 nucleotides. RefSeq lists its product as uncharacterized. The coding region runs from base 1 to 1767 and encodes 588 amino acids. The record is from RefSeq and is a predicted model, not a curated record. Gene Ontology annotation, molecular function: transmembrane transporter activity. Lineage: Eukaryota; Fungi; Ascomycota; Dothideomycetes; Mycosphaerellales; Mycosphaerellaceae. The transcript has 5 exons. Gene Ontology annotation, biological process: transmembrane transport.